Aspergillus chevalieri is the source of this 1272-nucleotide messenger RNA. RefSeq lists its product as uncharacterized. Gene Ontology annotation, molecular function: carbohydrate:proton symporter activity. NCBI's taxonomy places the organism in Eukaryota, Fungi, Ascomycota, Eurotiomycetes, Eurotiales, Aspergillaceae. The transcript has a single exon. The record is from RefSeq and is a predicted model, not a curated record. Gene Ontology annotation, biological process: carbohydrate transport; transmembrane transport. Bases 1 to 1272 code for a protein of 423 amino acids. Gene Ontology annotation, cellular component: membrane.
AUGGGCUUCGACUUGAUCUUCCUCAUCGGUGCCGCCGUGCAAACCGCUGCAAACGGCUCGCUCUCUUAUAUAUACGGCGGACGUGUGAUUGCAGGUUUUGGAAUUGGUGGCAUGUCCGCCAUCACCCCUGUCUUCGUGUCUGAGAACUGUCCCCCGAAAAUCCGUGGUCGUAUCGCCGGUCUGUUCCAGGAGUUCCUUGUCAUCGGUGUUACGGUGGCCUACUGGCUCUGUUACGGUGUCGGCGAGAACAUCGCACCUACGACCAAACAAUGGCGUAUUCCUAUUGCCUUCCAACUUGUGCCUGGUGGUCUCAUGUUGAUCGGAAUGUUCUUUCUCACUGAAUCCCCUCGUUGGCUCACAAAGGAAAACCGCUACGAAGAGGCCCUCGAAGCCCUCGCGUACAUGCGCAGCAAGCCCGCCAACGACCCAGACGUCCAGGCUGAAUUCUCCGAAAUCAAAACAGCCGUCGAGCACGAAGUCGAAGAAACACAAGGCCUGACAUGGCGCGAGACCCUCCAACCCGGCAACCGCCUGCGCUUCAUCAACUGCUUCGUCAUGAUGUUCUGGCAACAAUUCUCAGGCACAAACAGUAUCGGAUACUACGCACCUCAGCUCUUCCAGACCGUGGGGGUUAGAGGCGGCAACACCAGUUUGUUCACCACGGGUAUCUACGGUGUGGUCAAGGUCGUUGCAACUGGUAUUUUCCUGAUCAUCGGUAUCGACAAGAUUGGUCGUCGUUGGUCACUCAUCGUCGGCGGCUGGUGGAUGAGCGCCAUCAUGUUCGUCCUGGGCGCGGUGCUGGUCAGCAAGCCCCCUGACCCGGAAAGCACGAGCGGCAUUUCCUCCGCCUCGCUUGCCAUGGUCGUCAUGAUCUAUCUGUACGUCAUCGGCUUCUCUGCCUCCUGGGGUCCGAUUCCAUGGGUGUACGUGUCUGAAAUCUUCCCGACCCGUCUGCGUGCGUACGGUGUCGGCCUUGGCUCUGCUACACAAUGGCUAUUCAACUUCGUCAUUACCUACAUCACCCCCGCGGCUGUUGCCAACAUUGGCUGGCGCACAUUCAUCAUGUUUGGUAUUUUCUGCUUCGUCAUGGGCGUCUGGGUGUUCCUCUUCAUUCGUGAGACCAAGGGCCGCUCGCUUGAGGAAAUGGAUGUCCUCUUCAAACGGACAUUUGCAUUCGGGCAUCUCCGGGACAUCGAGCACCGGCCUGACACGAAAUUGGACGAAGCAAAGGGCGAGGUUACCGAGCAUGCGGAGGAUGUUGACCGCCGGUAG